Messenger RNA from Caenorhabditis auriculariae, 6303 nucleotides. The record is from the annotation of a GenBank genome assembly. NCBI's taxonomy places the organism in Eukaryota, Metazoa, Nematoda, Chromadorea, Rhabditida, Rhabditidae.
AUGUCGCUCUCCAAGUCAUCAUAUACACAAUAUAACAGGAAGAACUGGGAGGACUCAGAUUUUCCUAUAUUGUGUGAGACGUGUCUCGGUAAUAAUCCAUACCUUCGCAUGGUUAGUUUUUUACCAUCUCUAUGGCUACAAAACAUUUUUUUUUCGUUUCAAUGAUUUUCUCAUUCAGAUGAAAGACAAACACGGCAGAGAGUGCAAAAUUUGCGAGCGUCCCUUCACAACCUUCAGAUGGCAACCAGGAAAGGGCGCCAGGUUAUUUUUUCUUAUAGAUUUGAAAUAUUUUUUUGAAAAUUCAGAUACAAGAACACCGAGCUUUGUCAAACGUGCGCGAAAGUCAAGAACGUGUGCCAAACUUGUAUGUUCGAUUUGGAGUACGGUGAGUUUAUAAAAAAGGUCUUGCAGUACAUUGAUGUCGCUUUUUCAGGGCUUCCCGUACAAGUCAGAGAUCAUGAACUGCAAAUAGCAGACAAUAUUCCGAAACAAGGGGCGAACAGAGAUUUUUUCCUUCAGAAUGUUGAAAGGUUUUAUACUCAGAAACGUAUUUCAUAAAUGUUUAAAUCUCAGAACUCUUGCACAAGGAGAUGGCACGCAGCCAAUCGCGGCCAUUGCCGAAAACGUCGAUCAGGCGGCUCAUGACCGUUUGAAAAGGUAUCGUGAUUUUUUCAAAAGUUUUUUUUUCUUUCCGAAAGCGGAGCAAAUUUUUUCCAAUAGACUCAAUUUGAAAGAAAAGUACGGUUUUUGGCUUCUUCUAUAUGUCUGUCUUUAGUUUUAAUUGGCAUUUUUGUGAAAGAUACCGAUCAUUUAUUGCUUUAAAAGCCAUGAAAACUUGUCUCUUAUUGUGAAAAACCACAUCUAUGUCUACUUCUAGCUCCCGAAAGUUUUAAAAAUUUAAAAAGAAGAAAAUUGAUACUUUCAAGUGAAGUAAAUGACUCACGAUUUAGUUUUCUUAAAACUAACUUAAUUUUUUGUAGUCCUGACCAUUUUCCUUCCAGAUUAGCCCGGUCGGCUCCCUACUACAAAAGAAACGCUCCACACAUUUGCUCAUUUUUCGUCAAGGGAGAAUGUAAGCGAGGAGAAGAAUGUCCUUACAGGUACUUUGUUUGAACUGAAAUUGAAUUAUUUCCUCAUUUAGACACGAAAAGCCAACGGAUCCUGAUGAUCCAUUGUCUCGGCAGAAUAUCAAGGACAGAUAUUAUGGUACGAAUGAUCCAGUGGCUGAGAAGAUUAUCAACCGCGCGGCGGUAUGUUAUUUUUUCUUCCGACUCUUCAGAUUUUGAAGUUUUCUGAAGGUUUCGAUCGAAUUUAGUAUUUUAGGAAUUUAAGCUCAUUUGAGAAGCAAGUAAUCAGAUUACUUAUUCGAUUUAUGAUGGAAAACUUGAACCAUCUGUUGAAAAAGUAUUGUCUAUGAAAAAGCUGGCACAUGUUUUAAAAUGCGCAAAAUUCUACGUUACUUGGAGUGUUACUGAAAAUGUGCGUCUCGAAAUUUUAUUGAAAUUUUCAUUUUGUUAAGCUUGAUAAAGGUUCUUGAUAGGGAGAAUUUUUUCGUCUAAAUUUUUCAGCUUCGAACUAUAAGAUUGAUGAAGCAUUUUACGUAGAAAUGGAGGUUUUUAAAGAGGGGUUAUAGUUAUUAAAGGCUAGUGAUGGCAAGUAUCGGCUUUUUUUAAUUAAUUAAAAUAAUUAACUGAAUCAAAAUUUAUUUGCUUAGUUCAAUAAAUUUAAUUUUCACGUCAAAAAUUUGUAGUUUUCAUUACUUUCCCAUCACUUUUUCAACCAUUCCACAACGUUUCGAAACGGUCGAAUGAGCUGUUUGAAACGAGUCUUUUCACUUUGAAAGUUUUCAUAGAUUCUAUCCUUGAAGUUCUAGAAUAUCCGAGCUUAAACAAUUAUUUGAAGGCUCAACCGACGUUGGAUCCCCCAGCUGACAACACAAUCACCACGUUGUACGUUGGUAACCUUGGUUUGGCCGGUCCUUCCCAAGUCACUCAGAAGGAGUUGAAGUAUGAGAAAUGAUUAAACUUCAAAUCUCAUGAUCUGUUUCUCAGUGACUACUUCUAUCAGUUUGGCGACGUCCGAAGUCUUCGCGUUUUGGAGCAGAAAGGAUGCGCCUUUAUUGAAUACACGACGAGAGAAGCCGCCGAAAGAGCUGCCGAGAGAUCUUUCAACAAGGCUUUUAUCAAUGUAAAGAUUAUUUUGAUUUUUGCCGGUUCAUACAGUUAUUUUCAGGGCCGGCGUUUGACUAUUCGUUGGGGACAGCCUCAAGCACAGAAAUCUGCUGAAAAUGCUGAACGUGCUAUGAUCAACCCAGUUCCAUCGGUCCCUACGUGUGAGUUUUGGUAGAGAAUCGAAAAAGGGAUAGUCAAAACCUUGAAAAAAGUUAGAGUUAAGAACAAUACAUAGUUAACGCGUUUUUUUUCCACCUAAUUAUGAUAUUUCUAAUCUUUCGCCAAUCGAUGCUGGAUUGAGAUUUAUAAAGAAGGUUAAAUUUUUAUAGAGAACAGAAAAACAGAGAAGUUGUGAGUUUUUCUCAUUGGAGGAAUCUUUAAAAGUUCCUCUUUUCUUUCACUUUCUUUGAAAAAGAACUUUCAAUGUUAUCGGCUGUUAUUUUUUUACUUUAUACCCUUUUUCUCAGUUUUAAACUCUGCUUUUUUCACGACUUCUCAUUGUUUUAGGAUGAAAUUAGUAAAACGUGAAAAAAAGUUCGAAGGAUCAGCUGAAAAGCAAAAAUUAAGCAUUGAAAAAAGUCGACUCCGUAUGAAAACUUUCAAAAAGAUCAACUUUUUCGCAAAUUUCGUUUCUUUAGUAUUGUCAAAGAUACUUUCUGGAGUGCUGGAAGUAGCGAUUCUCAGAUAAAAUUUUAGACCAUACAUUUUCACCAUAAAUUUUCAAAGAAGCAGAAAAUUCUCUUUUUUUCGUCGGUAUCGCUUAUUUAAUUCAGCAAAGAACAUGAUCUUUUCGAGGCCUUUCAUGUGAUAAGCUAGAAAAAUCUAGUUAAAUCCAAGAAGAGAGAAAUUGAAGCUUAGGCGAUUUUUUUAGGAAAGUGUUGAGAAUAGAUAUUUUUCAACAGUCUUCUCUUUUUUUUUUCACGCUAUUUAAAAGAUUUAUGGAUGUUUCAGUACCCCUACCCGACGGAAUGGCCUCGACUUCUCGUGGACGUGACAUCGGUGGAGUCCCACUUCCGCCGAUGCCGCCAAUCUUUGGAGGACCUCGGAAACUUGUCGUUCCUAACGUUCGGCCUCCAACUCUCGCAGGUUUUCAUUUUAUUUUCCUCAUCGUCUUCAAUUUUCUGAAUGUUUCAGGAGAGCCAGGAUCCAGCAAAUCCGGCGUUUAUUAUCCGAGUCAAGAUCCCACGCGACUUGGCGCCAAAGGCGACGUCAUCGAUUGAAACUAUUCCAUCUUUCCUUCUUUCUUACGUUCUUUCCCAUUUUUUUUCAAUCCUUUGUAAUAUCUGUUGAAACUGUUUCUCUUUCCUCUCUCCCGAGUUUUAUUUAUGACUGAAUCGAAAUAAACACGUUGCACUCGUUUGAAUAAACAUGUUUUGAGGCGUUUUUCGCUACGCUCUUUGAGUAUUUAUACACCACUGUGAAAGCUUCUCUUUUUUUUUCUUUUUUUUUGCGCCGCAAGCUUGCAAAUGCGUCCCCGCCCGCCGAUUCAACGGUUCGGGAAAACGUGACUUGCGGGAAAGUGUCAGAUUUGGACUGUUUUGGUUCGUAAGGAUCUUUUAGAAUGAGAAAGCGAAGGAAUUUCACCCUUUUUCUGGCUUUUCAAGGCCAUUUUUUUGAACUUUUUCAUGUUUGUUGUUAUCAGAGGAGCAUACUAGAAAUGAAUAAAGGUCUCGAGGCGAAGAGCUUUUUUAUUUUGAAAUAAACCUAUCUUCUGCGCCUUGAAUUUUGCGUUUAAAUUAAUGUGGGUGGACUUUUUUUCGAGGAAUUUUUUUAUUUUGACACUUUUUUUCAUAGGAAUUCAAAACUUUUUUUGUCAAUUUUACAAUUUUUUUGUCAUUUGUUGAACCUGAUAAUAAAGUAUACAAAACGGCGUUUCGAAUGUUUUUCAAAUAUUUAUUUAAAUAAUCCGAAUCUCAAAAAAAGUUGAUUUUUUUUAGUUUUCUUUUUAUGCUUCAUGCGAGUUUCAUAUUUCUCAGAAAUAUUGAACAGAACUCGUUUAUUUUCGCAAAAAACUAAUCAACCUUGACUAAACUUCACAGGAAUUUCCUUUUUCAAAUGCAUUUCUUCGCUUUAAAAAAAAAUGCGAGUUCCCAAAAAGAAAGUUUUUUUUCAGAAUUGUGGCGCCAUGGCGAUGCUGAAUAUUGAGGCGAUAUCGCCUCAAAUGGAUGCCAACUUUAACGCCAAAGUUCUCAAUUAUAAGAUUGUUGACGAUGGAAAAUAUGCGGUGAUUUUUUUCUGGAAACUGUUGGCGGAUUUUUUUUUUGAUCUUUCAAGUCGGGUUAACUUUUAGUUUUUCUAUUUUUUAAAACUUGAUGUGAGUUUUAUAUUUCUCAAAAAUAUCGAUUGAAUUUGAAGGUCUUGAUUGGUAAAUAUUCGAGAUUACUUUCGGUUUUUAUCAAAAUUUAGAAAAGAAAUUAAGGAGUUGGCGUCCAGAAAAAUGAGUAUUUUCGAGGCUUGAGCGACGUUUAAGGCUAAUUUUCAGUUUAAGAUCGAAAUAAAGAAGUUUCCAGCUGUACCGGAUCCAGAUCACCGUCGACACGUACACCUGGACCGUUGAGAGGCGUUAUAGCGAUUUCGACGCUUUUGAUUCUGUCCGGUUCUCCGACCGGAAAAAAUCCUUCCUGCCUCCCAAAAAACGGCUUGGAAACCUGGUUUGUCGUUUUUUAUUUCAUGUAAUACUGUUCUUUUACCGACAAAUUAGCCUAAUUUUGAAUAUUUUCUUGGUCAAAAUAGCCAUAAAGUGAAAAAAGCACGAAAACAGCAAAAUAUAUCUAUAUAUUUAGCCUCAAAGAUUUUAAGUUAUUAGGGCUUUUAUUCUUUUUAUUUCCUUCCUUUGCAAUCUUUGAUUUCCAUCAAGUUGUCACUCACGGUUUUUUUUUUAAAAUCAUCUUGAUCGUUCUGUAAACGGCCUUCUUUUUCUCAUACAGUUUUUUUUUUCAGUUGUCUUUUUUCUUCACUUUCGAUUAUGAGUACUUUUCCUAAAUUUGGUUGAGCUCUCAAAGUUUUUUUUCACAGAAAUGGAUAAACAUUCGAUCAAGUGGAUAUAUUUUUGUAUUAUUCUGGAAUUUAAUAUCGAUUCUAUUCGAAAAACACCACAUUUAUCGAUAAGUUUCAUGAAUUUUCUCAUUCGAAAUCGUGAAUUCAACGAGCAAACAGCGUUUUCGUAAAGAACUCAGCUCAAAAAUAAAUUGGUUAAUGAGUCGAUCCCGAUAAUCAUUUACUAGGAAAGAGUCUUUAUUUGCAGGCGGACUUCUGAAAGAGACCAAGUUUACUAGAUGUCGUUUUUCACGCUGAUUCCACACCUGGUCUCAAAAACUGCCUGUGAAAAAAGCCAGAGGCUCUCAAAAGUCUAAAGUUUCAGUUUUUUUUAUUCCCUUAUCACGCGCCGAGCUUUGAAGAAUCACAUCUGAGCUUCAAGAAAUUUUUGAGAAAAAUUGAAAGUUUUUUGUGACUCAAGGACUACAUACCCUCCAAAAAUUAACUGAAUUGGAAAAACUGAAAUCUUCGACUUUCGAGAGCGCCUAACUUUUUUCAAAGACCUCGAGGGCCGGUUUUGAGAUUAGGCUUGGAAUCAGCGUGAAAAACUACAUCUAGUGAAACUAGUUUCAUUCAGAAGUCCCACUGUAAAUGGAGACCAUUCCAUACUUAGAUAUUCCGUGCUUACAUCCCCUACUUAGAUAUAUAUAUAAAGGCAAUGUGAUAUUGCCGUUUCAUAGAUUUUUUGUAAUAUUUUUUCAGCGCGCUGAAGAGUUAUUAAGUCGAGACUUGGGGUUUGGGGCAUUAUCCAACUAUUUUAUUCAUUCAAAUUAUUCUAGCUGAUUUUUCAGGACAACGAAUUUCUUGAAGAACGCCGUUUGGAGCUGGAAAAGUAUGCUCGGGCCCUUCUAGAACUUGAAGUCGGUUUUUCCAGAAUUUCUUCAAUUCUCAAUUUUUUUAAAAGUUUAUUGCAAUAACUUUUUUUCAGGUUUGGUACCAGAAACAAAGAAAAACUCAACUCCUUGCCCCUCAUUUCAGCCAAAUUCUUCGAUUUCCACCAAUAUGUCAGUUCAUUUCAUUUCAAGUUUUUAUCAAAAUUGAAAAACGCGAAAAUUGCGAAAAUAAUAACGAAGAAGCGGUGGCGAAAGAUAGUUGA